Molecule: messenger RNA, 3862 nt
Organism: Capra hircus (goat)
Lineage: Eukaryota; Metazoa; Chordata; Mammalia; Artiodactyla; Bovidae
Gene: TRIT1
Product: tRNA isopentenyltransferase 1
Exons: 11
Coding region: 23-1429 (468 amino acids)
Biological process (GO): tRNA modification
Cellular component (GO): mitochondrion
Molecular function (GO): tRNA dimethylallyltransferase activity; ATP binding
Source: RefSeq, a predicted model, not a curated record
CGCAAGCGCAGACGUCUCCAAGAUGGCGGCGGCGGCGGCGGCUGCGAGAGCUGUGUCUGUGGGCCCUGGGCUCCGGGGCCUGCAGCGGACACUACCUCUCGUAGUGAUUCUCGGGGCUACGGGCACCGGCAAAUCCACCCUGGCGUUACAGCUCGGCCAGCGGCUCGGUGGAGAGAUCGUCAGCGCUGACUCUAUGCAGGUGUAUGAAGGUCUUGACAUCAUCACGAAUAAGGUUUCUGCCCAAGAGCAGAGGCUGUGCCAGCACCACAUGAUCAGCUUUGUGGAUCCUCUCGUGACAAAUUACACAGUGGUGGACUUCAGGAACAAAGCAACUGCUCUGAUUGAAGAUAUAUUUGCCCGAGAUAAAAUUCCUAUUGUCGUGGGAGGAACCAAUUAUUACAUCGAAUCUCUGCUCUGGAAAGUUCUCAUCAAUGCUAAGCCACAGGAGAUGGGCGCUGAAAAAGUGAUCGACCGAAAAGGCGAGCUUGAAAAGGAGGAUGGCCAUGUUCUCCACAAACGCCUAAGCCAGGUUGACCCAGAAAUGGCUGCCAAACUGCACCCUCAUGACAAGCGCAAAGUGGCCAGGAGCCUGCAAGUGUUUGAGGAAACGGGAAUCUCUCAUAGUGAAUUUCUUCAUCGUCAACAUGCGGAGGAAGGCGGUGGUCCCCUUGGAGGCCCUCUGAAGUUCCCUAACCCGUGCAUCCUCUGGCUUCAUGCGGAACAGACAGUUCUAGAUGAGCGCUUGGAUAAGAGGGUGGAUAACAUGCUUGCUGCUGGUCUCUUGGAUGAACUAAGAGAUUUUCACAAACGCUAUAAUGAGAAGAAAGUUGCAGAAGAUAGCCAGGACUAUCAACAUGGUAUCUUCCAAUCAAUUGGCUUCAAGGAAUUUCACGAGUACCUGAUCACUGAAGGAAAAUGCGCACCAGAGAUUAGAAACCAGCUCCUAAAGAAAGGCAUUGAGGCUCUGAAACAAGUGACUAAGAGAUAUGCUCGGAAGCAAAACCGAUGGGUUAAAAACCGUUUUUUGAGCAGACCUGGUACCAGUGUCCCCCCAGUAUAUGGCUUAGAAGUAUCUGAUGUCUCGAAGUGGGAGGAGUCUGUUCUUGAACCUGCACUUGAAAUUGUUCGAAGUUUCAUCCAGGGCCACAAACCUGCAGCCACUCCAGUAAAGAUGCCAAGGAGUGAAACUGAGAACAAGAGAAGUUAUCACAUGUGUGAGCUCUGUGAUCGAAUCAUCAUUGGGGACCGUGAAUGGGCAGCACAUAUGAAAUCCAAGUCCCACUUGCACCAACUGAAGAAAAGAAGAAGGCUGGACUCAGAUGCCAUCACCACCGUAGAAAGUCAGAGUGUUUCCCCAGACCAUGACAAAGAGUUUAAAGAAAAGGAAUCUCUUGGGCAGAAUGAUAAAGAGCUGAAAGCCAGCAUUUAAGGGACUUGUCCAGUGACCUUUGCAAAGGUGGCAAGAGUCCAGUUCUUUCAUUCAGUGCUGUGGCUUUAAAGUCUCAUGUUCUCUGCCCUGGAAACAGUAGGUCUUGUUAGCUCCUUGUGUGGCUGAUGUGUCUGGUCUGGUAAUGAUGAGUUCGGGAAAGGAGGUUUUUUUUUUUUCUUUAAAUCUUUAGAGGUUCUAUUUUUAAAAGAGGCACAGAUUGCACUUUUUAACAUUUGAUCUUCUUGGUGAUAACUACUGGAAUUCACUGUAUCCCUUUAAAAAAUGUUUUAUGUCCUUGACUCUGGCUGUAAAUACCUAAUUUCCAGACACUUUUAUAGCUGACUGAGUUAUUGUGAGCCACAGUUCCGGAGUUCUGGAUGGGAGUGAAUGGCAGGAAAGGGAUCAGCCCCAGUGAGAUAACCAAGUGAACCAAACCAGUUUCAGGAAUUCCAUGAAGCAGAGAAUCAGACUGAGGUGGUUGGGACUUAAAAUCUGAAGACUUUGACAUUUGUUGAGCUCCUCCUGUGUGAUAAUCACUAGUAUAUUCCUAUUGAGUUAGGAAUCUAUUUUUAUUAAAAGUUAAAUAAAGAAAAAGUUUUUAGGAGCCUCUCUAGUGCUUAAACAGGUGUAUAUGUGAUGUCUAACUUAUAUGCUUUGUUUUCAACAUGAGAACUUUUUCUCAAAGUCAACAUUCUUAAUAUGUCUAUUUAUUUAGCAGAUGUUUAUUGAGCACUUAAUUGUAUUCCUGGAAAACAUCUGGAAAGGGUCUUUUUGUUUGUUUGUUUAUUUGGCAUGCGGGAUCCUAGUUCCCCAAACAGGGAUCUGUCCCAUGCCCGCUGCAGUGAAAGUGUUGAAUCUUAACCACUGGACGGCCAGGGAAGUCCCAGGAGGACUCUUUUUUAAUUGGAGAUUUGUUAUUUCCAGUUGAAGCUCUCUUACUGGAGUGAUCUGAGCCACCAGCCAUAUAUGAAUGUAACAUAAAACUAAGCAUUUUUAAGUUCACAGUUCAGCAGCAUUUAUGUUGUGCAACCAGAACUUUUUCAUCAUCCCAAACAAACUCUGUACCUAUUAAGCAGUAACUACCCACUUAAGCAGUAUUUUAUUUGUUUAGAAUCUAGAAUCCACCUGCAAUUCGGGAGACCUGGAAUCGAUCCCUGGGUUGGGAAGAUCCCAUGGAGGAGGGCAUGGCAACCCACGCCAGUAUUCAUGCUGGAGAAUCUGCAUGGACAGAGGAGCCUGUCAGGCUACAGUCCAUGGGAUCGCAAAGAGUCAGACAUGAUGGAGUGACUUAGCACGCACACAUACACAAUAUAUGAGAGGCCCUGAGUAGGCUAGAGGGAUACAGAGACAAAAUGAAAUGUGAUUCUUGCUUUCAUAGAGCUUGAAAUAUUGUUACCUAUACACAAACAACAAGUUUAGGUGAGAGAAUAUAAAAAACCAUAAAGGCUGUGUAGAAUUUCCCUUGGAGGGAAGAAAGAAGAGGGAUCAUGGAAGAAGGAGCAUUUCUAUCAGACCUUAAAAACCGUUCUUGGUGAAUGUAUUAUGAGCUAUGCAAAAGUUUUAUUUUUUAGAUUUUUUUAAUAUAGUUCAAAAAUCAAAAUGAUACAAAAAGAGAUAUUCAUUGAGAAAUCUCGCUUCUACUUCCAUCCUCUUCUCCUCUUAUAAUCACUUACUCACUUUUUUAUGUAUAUCUCAUGAGUUUUUUUAAGUAAAUAAGGACAAAUGCAAAUGUGUAUUCUUGUUUCUUCCCCUUACCCAAAAGAUAACAAGUAGUGCACACUACUUUGCUUUCUUACUUGUUGGCAAUACCUAGGGUGUGUGGGUUUUUCCUGCCUCCUCAGGCAGGUCUCCUGUUUCUUUUCUUUACUACCCUCCUGAAGGUCACCCAGUUGACACCAGGCCUUAAGCAGGGUUCACUCAUGUUUGCUGAACUUCAUUCAGAUGCCAGGGUUAGGCCAAAACUAGCCUCUGAGGAAUUCUCAGGGUGUGGCCAGCUUUUUCAUUCAACCAACACAUAUUUUAGAACUUAUUCUGAGCCAGGUGCUGUGCUAGACUCUGGAAGUUCAGUGAUUAAAAAAGCCCACAUUGGUCAAAUAGUUACAGAAUUACAGCUGUGAUAAGGGCUGUAAAGAAAGGACCCUAGCUGUGAGUACAGGUAACCUGCAGCCCUGCCCCUCCUUGGUGUGUGUGUCUGUGUGUGUGCACGCAUGCAUGCGUAGGUGUGUAUUGAGGUGCAUGGUGUGGCACAGCACGCGUCUGGAGCAAAGGCUGCACACAGUAGCACGUGAUCUGAAAGCCAGAUUUCACAACUUCACUGCCUUCCCCCUUCCCUCACCCCCAGUCUGUGGGGGGUCCUGGAUCCCUUGAGUUUUAUUGAUCCUUACCCACGUUACCUGAUUUGAAUCUCAAGAAUAAAUGUAUUUUUUGUUCAAA